AAAACAUCCCACAGAGCAGUUGAAGUGUCUACCUUACCUACAAAAUCAUUUUUACUAAGCAUACAAAGAACUCAAACACAACAUGUUAGUCAUAGGAGUAUUGCUGGCGUUCGUAACGCUGGCUACUGUUAACUGUCGGCCAAACUUUGCCUACAAUCAGAGUGUUCCUUACACUAACUUGCAAUCUGACCUCGACAAUUUUAAUCCCCUAGAUUUCUUCAUGUCAUAUGAAGAAACCAAUCAAUGGUUAGCAGCUCUAGAGGCGAAUUAUCCAGACAAGUGCAAGGUACAACCGAUUGCUCGAUCUUACGAAGGGCGUGACAUCAUGGCCGUCUAUGUCAACACACAACAAAGCAAGAAAAUUUUCGUAGUCGCUAACCUGAAUGCCCGUGAGUGGGCUGCCAUGACAUCGGCCAUCUACAUCAUCCACGAGCUUGUUCGUAAUUCCAACAACUACCCAGACGCGGCCAAGUAUCAAUGGAUCGUUAUUCCGAUAGCGAAUCCAGACGGUUACGACUAUACAAAAAGCACAGAUCGCUUCUGGCGCAAGAACCGUGCCCCGCAGACGGUAGUUGAUAUCGGAACUGACCUAAACCGUAACUUUGAUUACAUGUGGGACGUCCUGAUCAAUAAGAAAGAUGAUUUUUUGCAAUCAGAAACCUACCGCGGUCCAUCCGCGUUUUCGGAAAUAGAAAGUAAGGCCAUUGGCCAGUUUCUUCAACAAAAUGCGAAUUCAAUCGUACUGUACGUUGAUCUACAAGCUUACGGAGAGUAUUUAAUGACUCCCUGGGGUUAUACGAAAGAUCCUGCACCAAGUGCCGAGUUCCUUACAUCCAUAGCACAAGCCGGCUCCAAAGCUAUAACAGAUCCUAAGAGCAUACUAGGCGAGGAUCCACAUUAUUUGGUGGGCUCAGCAGCAGAGAUAAUGAAAGAGGCGCCUGGAUCUAGUAUCGACUACUGUCUAUCCGUUGGAGUGAAGGCUUGUAUUGCCAUGAAGUUGUCUAGUAGAGAAUACGAAAUAAAUACGUCGGAUAUCCCUAUAUUCGGCAAACAAGCGCUCACUGCAGUGCAAGCAAUGGCAGUCAAAGCGGACGGUUGAAAAAAGUUACAAUUGAACAUGAGUGAAGUUCUCAGAUAUGACCUCCUGCUUAUAUUAUCCUUUCAAUAACUAAUAAAAGAUGCAUUACAAAACUUAAA
Molecule: messenger RNA, 1197 nt
Organism: Anopheles merus
Lineage: Eukaryota; Metazoa; Arthropoda; Insecta; Diptera; Culicidae
Product: carboxypeptidase B-like
Exons: 2
Coding region: 83-1099 (338 amino acids)
Biological process (GO): proteolysis
Molecular function (GO): zinc ion binding; metallocarboxypeptidase activity
Source: RefSeq, a predicted model, not a curated record